UAAAAAAAAUGAAACUGUAAAUUUAAAAGUCGAAUGAAGUUUAUAUUUUGAAAAAUAUAGUAAAAAAUAUAAUCAAAAGUAUGUUACGAAAUUUUUGUAGGGGUAUUACAAAAUUUUGAAUUCUGCGCCAAGUUAUCGAUUAUCCUAAAUUAUUUGGAGUCUCGACUAACAAGAGUCUGCGUACCGACGAGCGUUGCUGCACUGUGUGCCCUCUAAACAUCGGGUCUCGGAAGUAGCGCAGUGUGUAAUACUGUAUUGUGUACGAUUGUGUACGUGAGUAAACUAAACCGGGAGACUGUUUUUAUUUUUGCUUAUGAGUAGGUUAUUGUCAGUUGCCAAUAAAGACAAUUCACAUUAAACGAAUCAGACUGCAACUGCCUCCGUAAUGGAUGAUGAUCCUAUAAUAGCAACCAACGACGAUGCCAGUGAAUGCAAAAGAAGUGCUGUUCAAUUAGGUUAUUGGCAAGAUAAUUACAUCCACCUUUUAGUCAAACAAACUCAACGAAAGGCUCCAGAGAUAAACAGAGGCUAUUAUGCACGAGUUAAGGGGGUGGAAAUUCUAGUACACAAAUUUUUAAAACGUGCGGGACCGAAAGCACAAAUAGUCAAUUUAGGCUGUGGUUUUGAUACACUAUUUUGGAGGUUAAAAGAUGAUGGUGUUCAAGUAAAUAAGUUUGUUGAAAUCGAUUUUCCCACUGUAACAGCGAAAAAGUGUUAUUUAAUUAAACGUAAUAAGCAGUUACUGGAAAAAGUAUAUGAAAAAGAUGGGGAAGUUAAGUUGAGUGCAACGGAUUUACAUGCAGGAACAUAUCACUUACUUGGGGCUGAUUUAAGACAUGUAAACGAACUUGAAGUGAAACUUCAACAAGCAGAGAUUAAUUUUAUGUAUCCCACAUUAUUUCUUUCUGAAUGUGUACUCGUCUAUAUGGAAUCAGAUGGAGUUAACUGCCUUCUAUCUUGGUUGUCGUCAAAUUUUCAAAGUGCAUUCUUCAUUUGCUAUGAAAUGUGCAACAUUAAUGAUACAUUUGGUGAUGUAAUGUUGGGAAACUUAAAGGCUAGGGGUUGCGCCCUGUCAGGAGUUAAUGCCUGUAGAAAUCUUGAAGCUCAGCAGAGUCGGUUUAUAAGUAAUAAUUGGGCUGGUUCAAAGGCAUGGGAUAUGGUGAAAGUUUAUUAUGCCUUGCCAAGUGCAGAAAGACAGAGGAUAGAGAAAAUCGAAUUCCUAGACGAACAAGAAUUGCUUGUGCAACUUUUUCAGCACUACUGCAUCUGCAUCAGUUGGAUAGGUUCGGAAUUUUCAGAUAUAGACUUUAAUGGUAGUUGAGAAGCAUUGAUGAUAGAGAGCAGCAGAUUGUUAUUGGCUAAAAUAGUGAUAUGAUUUUUGUUUUUAUGUUUGUGUUUUGUCUUAAACAGUUUGACGAAUUUUAUAUGCUUUUUUUUAAGCAACGCAAAGUAAGCGCCGCGAAUUGUUCUUUUAAUAGACUAUUUAAUUAACGUAUGAUAGCUUAUAUAAUAUUGCCCUUUAUACGUCCUAUCUGGAUAUAAAAUUGCCCCAGUCUAUCUUGUAGCAAUAACAAAAUAUUAAUUGUUAAAAAAGCGCAAAAGCUUUUCAAUUUAUUUUUGCUGAAAGUACAACUCGAGCAAUUUUACAUACGGAAAAAGAAUUUAAAGAACAAUAAUUAAGCUAUCACACCUUAAUUAAAAAGUCGUUUAAAACAAAUUAAAAUUUGGCGGUGCUGCUUGGCCUUACUCUUUUUUUAUUAAUAUUGAAUAUUGUUAAAUGUGAUAUGUAUGUCGAACUGUUACAGUAUAAAUUUGAUGUAGUAUAUAAUUCUUUAAAUUGCAUUCAUAAUACAAAAAGAAAAUGUACCUUCUUACAAUAUACAACGUACAAUAUUAUAUGAAAUGAGCUACCUGACUCGGUACUUACUUGUAUGUAUUGUUAUUAUUUUUCUCGAAAUUGUGAUAAAUCAAAGAGCUUUCUACUGCAUAUUAAUUACCGUAUUGUACUGAAUGAAAAACAGAUAAUGUAAUGUGUAUUUUAACAAGAUCGCCAACUAAUAUAUGCCCGCUAAUGAUUAAAUAAAAAUUACAUAUAUUUGAUGGAAA
Agrilus planipennis (emerald ash borer) is the source of this 2106-nucleotide messenger RNA. Its product is annotated as leucine carboxyl methyltransferase 1. Lineage: Eukaryota; Metazoa; Arthropoda; Insecta; Coleoptera; Buprestidae. The record is from RefSeq and is a predicted model, not a curated record. Gene Ontology annotation, molecular function: protein C-terminal leucine carboxyl O-methyltransferase activity. The coding region runs from base 386 to 1321 and encodes 311 amino acids. Gene Ontology annotation, biological process: C-terminal protein methylation. The transcript is spliced from 2 exons. Gene Ontology annotation, cellular component: cytosol.